AUGAAAUUAAGUACUGUAAGAAGCUUAUUUGAGUUUAGAGACACACAAAUAGAGGGGGUUUUAGAGAAUCUUAUUGGCUCAGUAGGUAAAUCGUGUGUGGGCUAUACAAUAUAGGGCAACUCUAAGGACUGGGACUGCCUGAUAUUUGCAUAAUUUGUAAAAGGCAACCAUUAGGGAUGUUUAAAUCAGGGUUUGAUUAGUGGUCAAGUUUCCAUUGCGUAUUAGGGAUUUGCCCAACUUCUUAAGCAGAGGUUUCGGCUUAUAUACAAUCAUUAAUAAUGAAUUAAGAAAAGGACACUUUUUCCAAAAUUUUUGGGAGCGACGUCAUAAUAUUUAAAGUAUUUUAAUUUGUAAUGAUUAUUAGAUUACUUAUAUUACAUACGAUAUUUUUUCAAAGAUCCUCUUGGUGUGUUAAUUCGAAUAGCCAAGUGAAGGUCUAUCGUAAUUUAAAAAUUAUGGAAUUCAAUAAAAUAAAUAAUGCAUUCAAUUAACAAAAAGUCAUUGGGAAGGAGCUCACAUAAGUGGAAUUUUAAGGGUAUUGGAUGCCAAUUUCAGAAUGCCUAGUAUUGGUAGAUUCUAUAAUUAGACUAGUAUAAAUAAUCCAAAAACAUUAUAAAAUCUCAUUGCAAAAUUGCUUUAAAAGAUGUCAGGUCUAGAUAACUAAUUUUAGGAACUCAAUAAAAUAAAAUCUAAAUCUGAGUUUCCUCCUCUAAAUGAUAUAAUUUUCUAUCUUAAUUGGCCAUUGAGUAUCAUCUUCAAUUAUUUGCAUAAUACAUGCCAAUUGGAUUUGCUGUUAGAACAAUUCAAUAACUUAGAUGAUAACAUUAUCUUCAAAUUGAUCAAAUCUUUAAUACAUUACAAAAUGAAGUAAUAAAAUACUUAAUAUAAUAGAAAUUAUAAUAAGAGUUUAUUAGAAUUGAUAAAAUUGUAGGAAUCCAAUAAUUGGUUCAACCUCCCAAAAUACAUAAUGGCAAAUGUUUUUAUUAAAUAAAAUAAUUAUGAGAAGGCUUUUAUUUUAUUAAAAGAUUUAAUAGUGGAAUGUUAUGAGAAUUAAACAAUAUGGAUAACAUUGGUAUAUAAAAUAUGCUGAUAUUUAGUCGAAAAUAUUUCGAAAACAGAAGUUAUUUUAAAUCAGCCUGUUAUUCAUUAAUAGAGCUAUUUCCUUGCCAUUAAAAUAAACAGCAAAAUAAAUAUGGAAUGAAAUGAGUAUUGUCAAUUAUAGAUUGUUGACUCAAAAUAAAAAUUUACAACAGCCUUCGUAGAUGGAUUAGAUUUUUAAAAUUGUGCAUCCUUUGGCAGCAGACAAAAUUGAAAGCUAUGUACAACUUUGUGGAUAUCCAAGCAUAGAAAAUUUACUAGUUAGACCAAGAUUGAGCAAUAAGCGAGAUUAGAAAGUAUUGUCUUAAUUUAUUCGUCCUUAGCAUACAAUAGAAAUGAUGUCGAAGCAUAUCUCAAGACCAGAGUUUAAAGUUAAUUAAUAAACAUAUGAUACUUUGAUGCAUAAUGACCUCUUGGAUAUCGAAAGUGAAUUAUCCUACAUUCUCAACGAAGUUAUUAAGAUUUAAUAUGUUGUGGGAUAUUAAAAAUUAAAGUCUUACAUCAAUUAGUAUUUUUACACUACAGCAAAAGUAGUCUAAAAAUAAAUUGAUUAAAUCUACGAUCCAAGCGAAUUCUAAAUUGCCAUUAAAAAUCAAAGAAACUUGAAUUUAAAUGUUAGUUAGAUUAGCAAUACAAAUGUAUGGAUUUAUUAUUAUGAACCAAGAAAAGUAUGUGCAAUCCAAGAUUACAAGAUGACAUAGAGGACUGUGAUUCUGAUGAAGAGUAGCCUGAGUUUUUGAAAAAACAAAAAGUUAAUAAAUCUUUUGAUUUUACAAACAUAGGUCCUCGAAUGUAUUAGACUCCUCAACAUAAUAAUAAUAAGGGUGCAAAAUCACCUUUAAAAUUUACAAGCAUGAAAAAGAAAUAAUAAUAAAUCAAGAAAGCAAACACAAUAAUAAUUGAAAAUGCUUUUGAAAGUGUUGAAUCAGAAAGGUAAAACAAAUAAUUCAUUACCAUUGUAAACAGAGUUAAUAUCUAACAAAAUGAAAUGAUCUCCUAGGCCCCUAAAUCAGGUUAAGAUGUCCAACCAUAGAAAUCAUUUAUAUAUGGUUUGGUCUCUUACUUGAAUUAAAAUCUAAAUCAAUAGGAAUAAGUGUUGAUGAAUGAAUAAUUGAAAAGGAGGAAGGAACAAGUGAAUAGUUUACUAUAAGGAAUGGUGGAAACCAUUAAUCGAAUAUAAAUUGAAUUAGAUUAACUGUUUUACCCCUCUCAAGAUUCAAAUAAAUAACAGAAUAAUUAAUAAAACUCCCAACUAAAUUCAACAAAUAACUAACAGCCAGUAAACACGUCUUCCUCUCAGUUGUUCAAGUCAAAUUUAAAGAAGGCUUUGCAAACUAAACAACAUUUGGGUGGAUAAAUAGAAUUAAAGGAUUUUUACAUUGUACAACCUUUAAACGAAGAAGAACAGGACAAAGAGAAAACCUAUAUCACUUUUAUUAAGGCUGAAUCAAUGUUUUUAUAUAAAUGUGCUCGUCUGGCAUAAAAAUUAAAGAGGAACGAUUUAUGCUUCUCAAUCCUUUAGCGAUUGAAUAGCAGAAUUAUAUCUGUGUAAAUAACUGCACUGUUCUUUAAUAUAAUAAAAGACAAUAACAAAUUAUUGAUUAGACAGUAAUUAUUUGUUUAAGUUUAUUUAUAGAAUCCAAAAGAUGUUGGCUGACUUUUAGGACUGCGGAAUCAGCCAGGUUGGAUUUGUGCCAUUGUGGUUGGAAAUGAGAAUAGUAAAGAUGACGAAGUAAUAUGGUGCUAAUCAAAUACUUGCUUUAUUAUCUUCAUCCGAGAGUGACUUCACUUUUUAUUUAAUUAAAAAGAUCAUUCUAACAACUGACAAUUUAAUUUGA
Paramecium octaurelia is the source of this 2936-nucleotide messenger RNA. Lineage: Eukaryota; Ciliophora; Oligohymenophorea; Peniculida; Parameciidae. The record is from the annotation of a GenBank genome assembly.